This is a messenger RNA of Iphiclides podalirius (scarce swallowtail), 852 nucleotides long. Lineage: Eukaryota; Metazoa; Arthropoda; Insecta; Lepidoptera; Papilionidae. The record is from the annotation of a GenBank genome assembly.
AUGAACAUUGGCAACGUGGUGGUGGUUUCGGGUGCACCGAACCCUGUAUCCAACGUGCUGAAGAUCGACCUGGACCCAGAUGAAGCCCAGAAGUACAUCAACAACCCGCCCUUCGCAGACCCCCAGCUCGCCGGGCGCACGGCAAUUCUACCAUUGAUCAGGUACGAUGACCCUAGAUUUCGCUCAGCCGAAGCCGGUCCAACCCUUGGCCACUACUGGAAGAAUGGACAGGAAAUCACUGACCCAGAAAACUACCAGGAAGAGGUGUAUAACGCCGAGCAGUUCCACGGUCAGAGCGGCCGCGGUGACUACAGCUACGGAUACAAGACCCCCGAAUCAGCCAAAGUGGAGGACCGCGCCGGCUCCGGCAACGUCAAGGGCUCCUACGUGUACAGAGACGGGAACAACGAGCUUAUAAAGGUGCGCUACUGGGCGGACAGCCAGGGCUUCCACCAGGAGGACAACAUCCCCAAGGUGGAGCUGAAGCCCGCGGAGGAGACGCAGGAGGUGCGCGAGGCGCGGCUGGCGCACGAGCGCGCCUGGCAGGAGGCGCGAGCGGCCUCGCUGCUCGCCCCGCUCCCGCAAGACUACCAGCCCGCCGCUUCUGAGCUUCAAGGCGAGGUGGUGGCGGCCCCCGUACAGCCGGCGGCGCAGGUUCCGCGCGACGCCAAGGCGCUUAAUUACGGACAGCAGUUCUACACCACGACCACCGAAGAACCCGAGCCGACCGGUCCGCCACGUGGCUUCUUCUACAGCUUCACCUACCCAGUCUCCAUCAUAGUGCCCAAAGAAGGCGCGCAACUUAGUCAGAACUACAACCAAGACCCCAGCUACUUUGAAAAUCGACGUUCU